This is a messenger RNA of Anopheles marshallii, 2235 nucleotides long. Its product is annotated as gamma-aminobutyric acid receptor subunit alpha-6. The record is from RefSeq and is a predicted model, not a curated record. The transcript is spliced from 7 exons. Bases 1 to 2235 code for a protein of 744 amino acids. Gene Ontology annotation, biological process: regulation of membrane potential; monoatomic ion transmembrane transport; signal transduction. Gene Ontology annotation, molecular function: extracellular ligand-gated monoatomic ion channel activity; neurotransmitter receptor activity; GABA-A receptor activity. Lineage: Eukaryota; Metazoa; Arthropoda; Insecta; Diptera; Culicidae. Gene Ontology annotation, cellular component: membrane; neuron projection; synapse.
AUGGCGCACACGACUCGUCUACUACCCGCGGUCAUCCCACUGCUGCUGUUCGCAUUGGCCUGUUUCUCAUUGGAAGCCAUGGCGAGCGUGUUAAAUCCGCUUGGUACGCUGGAAAAGCGGAUAUUGGGCUCCACCAACUCGUCCAUCAACGGGGAGGGAAGUCUUUACGGCAAAAAGUACAAGUUCUUCUACAUCGUACCAAGCCUGGAACUGUUAAAGUACACUCCAGCCACUGGACACAACAAUACUCGUCUGAAACCAACCGGUGCCGUACCGAUCACUCACCGCAACACAUCUCAGGGCGAUGUACUACUGCUAGCACCCUCCUUUGUAGCACUCGGUGACGGAACAUCUGCAAGGCGGCUCACCGACCCCGACCAGCGUAGACUUUCCGUGGAGCUACACAAGCUACGCCAUUUUGCGACGAUUGCAGGUGUGCAACCGAACGCUGCUAGCGCACAGCGACCGAAAACUCGCCCCGUCGAUCUCGGUACGUUCGCUACCCAGCACCACAUGCAAGAGGAGCAACGUACGCCAUACACGUACCGUCCAUUAUCACCGGACACAUACCAAAGCUACAAGCCCAACCGAUACUACAUCUACACGGACCCUGUGCGACUGCGUGGAGACACCGGUGAGCGUCACGCACACCGACUCGAUCCAGUGUCAGUAGGCGAUAGUGACAAAAGUCAACAAUCGAAUGAAGAUUCCUCCGAUGAGGUUGGCCGUCCGGUUGACUCGCUCGUCUAUCAUCGACAGGCGCGAUCAUUCAAUGGAUCGGACGAAGUUCCGGAACGGGAGAAGAACGAUCGCUUCAAGCGCCGUAGUGCGGUCGAUGAUAUGUUGAGCAAGAACAUUACCAUAAUAUUGGAGAAUCUUCUAAAGCGAUACGAAAACUCACAAAUUCCAACGCACGGACAGGGUGUACCAACUUUGGUGGAGACAAACAUUCUCAUACGAAGCAUGGGACCUGUUUCAGAGCUCGAUAUGGACUACUCGAUGGACUGUUACUUCAGGCAGUACUGGCGAGACAAACGGCUUAGCUUCCGCGGUCCAAUUAAAAGCCUCUCGCUCAGUAUUAAAAUGCUGGAACGCAUCUGGCGCCCAGACACAUAUUUCUACAACGGCAAGCAUUCGCACGUCCACACGAUCACGGUGCCGAACAAGCUGUUGCGGCUCAGCCAGGAUGGUGAGAUACUCUACUCGAUGCGGCUCACAAUUAAAGCCUCCUGUCUGAUGGAGCUACGCAGCUUCCCGAUGGAUCGCCAGUCUUGCCCGCUAGUGUUGGGGAGUUAUGCCUACUCCCGGCAGCAGCUGGUGUACCAGUGGAAGGAUGAGGACUCGGUCAACUUCGUACCGGGUAUGACGCUCAGCCAGUUUGAUCUGAUGAGCUUCGGACAGAAGAACUAUACGUUCAUUAGGCGCGAAGGUGAAUUCUCCGUCCUGCACGUGUCGUUCAAUUUGCAGCGCCACACGGGCUACUUCCUCAUACAGGUGUACGUGCCGUGCAUUCUGAUCGUUGUGCUGUCCUGGGUGUCCUUCUGGAUUCAUCGCGAAGCGACGAGCGAUCGUGUCGGACUGGGAAUAACGACAGUGCUGACGCUCUCCACCAUCAGUCUUGACUCGCGGACCGAUUUGCCGAAGGUACGGUACGCAACCGCGCUCGAUUGGUUUCUCCUCAUGAGCUUCUUCUACUGCAUAGCGACACUGCUCGAGUUUGCCGGUGUGCACUACUUCACCAAGGUCGGUAGUGGGGAGAUACCGCUGGAUGAGGAAGAAUGGGAAGACAUGGAGGGUGUGGAAGAGAUACGCGACUUACCAUCGCUGCAGCAACAUCUCAGUACGGCCGUCGCAAUCGAAUCGCCCCGACUGAUUGCGGCCCGCCGUCGUAGUUCGCUGAUCUGUCCAAUCUACAACGAUCCAACGCACAUGUUCAAGCCGACCUCCUCACAUCUCUCGACGAUGGAACGCACCACGCAAACGGAACCACCGAAGGAACCGACAUGGAAGCAGGUUUGGUUAUGCUUCCUGGGUGAUGAUCAGUUCCGGCGCCGUCGUCAGCGGGAAGCAUCCGCCCGAGGUGGAGGUAACCGGCACGUCAACAGCGUAUCGCUCAUCGAUCAAGCAGCUCGUAUCCUCUUCCCUAUGUCGUUCACCUUCUUUAACAUUCUCUACUGGCUAGUGUACUACACCUACCAAGCUGAUUUUACCUGGACUCCGUUGAAGGAGGUUUAA